Molecule: messenger RNA, 531 nt
Organism: Physella acuta
Lineage: Eukaryota; Metazoa; Mollusca; Gastropoda; Physidae
Biological process (GO): G protein-coupled receptor signaling pathway
Cellular component (GO): plasma membrane
Molecular function (GO): G protein-coupled receptor activity
Source: RefSeq, a predicted model, not a curated record
AUGUUACAAGACAAUUUGUCUGGACUUGUCGACCCGGACGUGCUGGACAUUUUCCUCGCCAUCAGCCUCGUGUUAGAGAGUCUCCUCAGCAUCGUUGGUGUAGCCGGCAACAUCAUCAGCAUCGUCGUCUUCAGCCAGCAGGGCUACAGGGAGACAACCAACAUUUCCCUCACGGCUUUAGCGCUGAGCGACAUAGGGGCUAUCCUCACAUUACAGCUCCGUAGCCUCAUGCUUAACCCUUGGACUUUGAACUCUAAACUGAUCUUUAACCCGGUAGAUUUUUCUGUCAUGUUUUCUACUUACCCCCACAACUACUUCAUACGCUCAGUGUUUCUUGCUGUGGUGGCUGUUAUUCGCAAGUUGAGCGUUCGUGGAAUGUACUUUGACAUCACGGUCUGUUGCUACUGUGCUAUUGUCUUGCUUGAGAACAUCAACUCAGCCGUCAACCCGUUGGUGUAUUACAAGAUGAGUAAAAAAUACAGGGACACGUGUAGGAAGAUUUUCCUUAAAUAUUUGUCUAAUUCCUUAUGA